UGAGUGAAACCAAAAGGAUUCUCGUGUUCACCACACCUACAAACUUUUGCAGUUCACAAACGAACUUGAGAAAGAGAAGGUCGCAGCAACUUUUUACCUCUCCUCUUCAGUCAUGUAUAUGGACGACAACUUAAAAUGUGAAGUUAUAUCUUCACUUCUCGGACAAGGUGUGAAGCCCUACGCCGGGUCCCGGUGGUCAGCGAACAACUUGAGCGUUAAUGAUUUUUUUCUCAGCACCACCCUCGGGAAGACUGGCUGCACUUUGAAAGCACCGUUCCUCAAAACCUCAGAGUUUUUUGACCCGCAGUACGACCACGACUUCACCAACCUCUCUGGCUCGGCCGAGUGCAAGAGAGGUGAUGAGGUUUAUGUGCGGCCAAAAGGGUGGUACCGCAUAGCUUUAAAGGUCAAAGGUAAAUACCCCGGUGGAGACGCAUGGCUUGGCUCUAACGGGUGGAGGAGCCACUCUGACCCUGGAGAGUGGCCUGUUUCCUACCAUGGAACAAGCGUUGAUGGAGCAGACGGCAUCAUAAAGUCUCACUACAAAGCAGGAGACAGAGCCAUGUAUGGAAGAGGAAUCUAUUCCACACCAGAUAUACACAUUGCUGAGAAAGAGGAUUACGCCAAAACCUUUGAGUCUCAGACAACGGGGAAGAAAUACAAAGUGAUCCUGCAAAACCGAAUCAACCCCAAAAUGAGAGAGAUCUGCCAACGAUCGGAUUACUGGCUCGUCCGUAUCGAUAAAGUAACAUCGGCUAGAAAAGAGAAACAGAUCGUGGAGAGCGCCAUUCGACCUUACGGCAUCCUGGUUAAAGAAUUAAAGGAUGAUGAUGAUGAUAAGAAUAAUAAGGAUGACGAUGGUGAUGAAAAUCCUAAUGUCAGUGGUGCUUUUUCAUUGUUGUCUCUUGCCAAAUCUCUGCUUGGUUGGUAAAAAUGUGUCAUUCUACACCAAUGUUUACUCACGCUUUGGUAAUCUGAGAAGUUUUUUUUUUUACUGUACGUUCAAAAAGCCACGAGCAAGGACCUAUAUAAAAUUACAGUGUGUUUUAGUCAAAUGAAUUUACAGAAUAGUUGUGGGGAUACAACGUACCGAACAAAUAUGAAAAUGGUUGAUUAGACAGUAAUAUUUGCAUAAAUGGACAAGGUUCGUGAACAUAGUUGUUUUUUGUUUUGUUUUUUGUCACUCCAUGUUCAGUUACUUUUUGUGAUGUUUUCAACUCCAAUGUGUAAUUAAAGGUAUAGUGCCACUGUUUUUUUUUUUUAAUUUAAGUCAUAAAAAUAAUUCUUAAGUCUUUGGCACCACUAUAAUUUUAGUCCUCAGCAUUUAGAUAAGGGAUUCAUAAUAUGAUAUUGAAAUAUGACCAAAAUUCUUGUUGUCUGGAAACAAUUUACAAUUUCAACCCCUGAGGGGAAGAAAUUCAAGGGAUCAGAUGCUAUGACCAACAUUUGGUAGAUUUGAAAGUUACUUACAAGACAUCUUAUGGAUGUUAAUGUAAAAUGGGUCACAGGUCAUCUCAAAAUUUCACAUAUACACACACAUGCUUCCCCUUGUAGUUAUUCUGCAUAACGCUGAUGUCGUCCAUCAGACAGACAUCAGCAAGACAAUAUUAAUAUUAAGACAAUAUUCACUAUGGAAUUUCCCCAUGGAUAAUUAUGUUAUCUUCACUAAAAUGAGAUGUAAUUUUGUAACAUGUUACAAAAAUAAACCAACGUUACAAUGCUUGGAUUUUGGUUAAAACUAAAUUUUCUCAGGCCCUAACUGUCAAUUUUGGCAUAUGAAAUUGUAGAUUUGGACCUAUUCUAUUUUUUGGACCUAUUCUAUUUUUUGCCUUCAAUGUGUUACAGUUGUAUAGAAUUUUAAAAAGUAACCAAAGCUGAAGUGUACAGAAACUAAGUGAUCCUGACCACUUAAUUUUGUUAAGAUUUAAUAUUUUGCAGUUUCGUGUUGUAGAGUAGGUGGAUGAGCAGAUAAGGAGCUGGCCAACCAGUAUGUACACUCGGGUCUGAAUCCUGCUCAUGGUAGCAGUCUGUGUCCUUGAACAAGACAUUUAAUCUACAUUGUAUCAUUCCAAUGAGCUGUAAAUGGGUACCAACCACAGCUGAGGAACCAACCUGCAUCAGCCUGGAGUCUCAGCCAGGGGGAAGUCAAAGACUUUCAUCUGCUUGACACUAUAGAAUCUGGAGAUAAGGACCAGCACCAACAAGCCUGUGGGCCUAUAUUGGACUUGAUUAUUAAACUGUGCUCAUUCUGAUUCAGUUUUUUUUUCCUCAUUUUCCCUCAAAAUUUAAGUUUUUAAGAUGACAAACAGUUUAAAUAAAUACAGUAAAUCGUGGAAGCUUGCAUUGUUAUACAAUAUUUUUCAUGUCCAUAUUGUUAGCAGGUUAGACAGAAAAAGCUCCAUAAUUAUG
This is a messenger RNA of Thalassophryne amazonica, 2409 nucleotides long. RefSeq lists its product as uncharacterized. Bases 113 to 931 code for a protein of 272 amino acids. NCBI's taxonomy places the organism in Eukaryota, Metazoa, Chordata, Actinopteri, Batrachoidiformes, Batrachoididae. The record is from RefSeq and is a predicted model, not a curated record. The transcript is spliced from 2 exons.